Raphanus sativus (radish) is the source of this 1129-nucleotide messenger RNA. RefSeq lists its product as uncharacterized. The record is from RefSeq and is a predicted model, not a curated record. Lineage: Eukaryota; Viridiplantae; Streptophyta; Magnoliopsida; Brassicales; Brassicaceae. The transcript has 7 exons. Gene Ontology annotation, cellular component: cytosol. Bases 34 to 1029 code for a protein of 331 amino acids.
AACAGAAGUCUUUGCAAAACAUAAAAACAGAACAUGUUCUCACUACCAACUAGUUCGACCGUUCUGUGUCUUGAAACAAUGAGCACUCUUUUGAGUAACUUCCAUUUUGCACCUCACGAUUCUCUAAAUUACAAAAUCUCCCCUUUUCCCAAAAGAUUAUCAUCCUUCACCAACAACAACCCUCGCCUCCCCAUCAAGAACACUCGAAUCUCCUGCAACAGUUUGAGAAUGGAUUCGUCAGAUAAUAACAUUUCCGCUUGUGCACAGCAACCGAAGAAGAUGGAGAUUCCGAACAGCCACGACGAGAAGCUCGUGGGUCUCCUUCACGAAACCGGUUCGAAAGAAGUUGUGGUCUUGUGCCAUGGAUUUCGAUCCAGCAAGAAUCACCAAAUCAUGAAGAAUGUGGCUGCUGCUUUAGAGAAAGAAGGGAUCAGUGCGUUCCGUUUUGAUUUCUCUGGAAAUGGAGAGAGUGAAGGCAGUUUCUAUUAUGCUAACUAUAACCAUGAAGCUGAUGAUCUACGUUCUGUCAUCCAACACUUGUCUGACAUGAACCGUGUGGUUCCUAUCAUUCUUGGGCACAGUAAAGGAGGUGAUGUGGUUCUCCUCUAUGCCUCCAAGUAUCAUGAAAUCAGUAAUGUGAUCAAUCUCUCGGGACGCUAUGAUCUGAAGAAAGGCAUAAGAGAGCGACUUGGGGAUGACUUUUUGGAAAGAAUUAAAGAACAAGGAUUCAUUGAUGUUAACAAUGGAAAAUCCAGCUACCGUGUUACGGAGGAGAGUUUAAUGGAGAGGUUAGGCACUGAUAUGCAUGAAGCUUGCCUCAAGAUUGACAAAGGUUGCAGGGUCUUGACGGUUCAUGGAACAGAUGACGAGGUAAUAACCGUGGAAGAUGCCAAGGAGUUUGCGAAGAUCAUACCAAACCACAAGCUAGAGAUUGUGGAAGGAGCUGAUCAUCGUUAUACUGACCAUCAAAGUCAGUUGGUUUCAACUGUUAUGGAGUUCAUAAACACAGUCAUUGUCAAGAACAACUAGUUUUUUAAUUCUUUUUUUUUUUACCUUGGAGAAUUGUUCAUGGUACACUUUACAUUGUUGUCUGCAAUUAAAAGGGAAACAUUGAUUGGAUUAAAGCCAA